Messenger RNA from Penicillium mononematosum, 372 nucleotides. RefSeq lists its product as uncharacterized. The transcript has 2 exons. Bases 1 to 372 code for a protein of 123 amino acids. The record is from RefSeq and is a predicted model, not a curated record. NCBI's taxonomy places the organism in Eukaryota, Fungi, Ascomycota, Eurotiomycetes, Eurotiales, Aspergillaceae.
AUGUCUACACGAACCGCAUUCAGGACGCGCAUUACCGACCUUCCCAUAGCCGACGGCCCAUCAGGACAACAUGUUGUGUGGGCCACAGUGUACUUUUACCCCGAAGAGGCCAGGAUCAACAAUCUAGACUUGAUCCGUCUUAUGAUGUACCGGGUUGUGAACCGACAGGUUACAGUCGACGAAUUCCCCAUGCACCACAGGUACUCUCACUGUUUAUCAAUCCGCGUCGCUGGCGAACUGCCCGACGAGGACGCAGUUCAUGAAGUGGCUGAAGCCAUGUUGGAUUACUUCUACGGGAAGGUCAAAUCGGGAGAAUUGGUUAUCAAUCGGACUUAUAUUUUUCGUAGAAGGUCGCGGGAUUUGGCCGACUAA